Cordyceps fumosorosea ARSEF 2679 is the source of this 639-nucleotide messenger RNA. RefSeq names its product ADP-ribosylation factor family protein. Bases 1 to 639 code for a protein of 212 amino acids. Gene Ontology annotation, cellular component: Golgi apparatus. The record is from RefSeq and is a predicted model, not a curated record. The transcript has 2 exons. Gene Ontology annotation, biological process: intracellular protein transport; protein localization to organelle; Golgi to plasma membrane protein transport. Gene Ontology annotation, molecular function: GTPase activity; GTP binding. NCBI's taxonomy places the organism in Eukaryota, Fungi, Ascomycota, Sordariomycetes, Hypocreales, Cordycipitaceae.
AUGUAUCACCUCGCCAAGGGUCUCUAUCUCUACGCGACCAGCAAAGAAGAAUACUCCGUCAUCCUCCUCGGUCUCGACAACGCCGGCAAGACCACCUUCCACGAGCAGGUCAAGGCCAUGUACCACCCCGACGCGCCCGCCCCCAAGCUCAAGACCGUCCCGACCGUCGGCCAGAACGUGUCCACGCUGGCGCUGCCCGACAUGUACCUCAAGGUGUGGGACGUCGGCGGCCAGCACUCGCUGCGCCGCCUGUGGGAGAGCUACUACACCAGCUGCCACGCCAUCGUCUUCAUCGUCGACUCGUCCGACGUCGGCGACGGCACGCUCGAGCACGACGCCACCGGCCGCCUCGACGAGUGCCGCCGCGUCCUCGAGGACGUCCUGCAGCACUCCGACGCCGAGGGCGUCCCGCUCCUCGUCCUCGCCAACAAGCAGGACCGCGAGGACUGCGUCGAGACCAUCCGCAUCAAGGAAGGGCUCGUCCAAAAGGUCAUGGAGGGCGACAAGGCGGACAGCAUCCGCGACACCCGCGUCCUGGCCAUGAGCGCGCUGACGGGCGACGGGGUUCGCGAGGCGGUCGACUGGCUGCGCACGCGCGUGCAGUGGAACAAGGAGUCGAGGCCGCCGGUCAUGCGCUGA